CUCGCACUUGGACGCUACCGACCAACGACGACAUCGGGCGGCGACCCUACAAUUUGGAGAUUGGUAUUGCAGUCUAACCCCUCCUCAUCAUCACGAUCACGAAGACCACUCUGGCGGAGUCAGAGCAGCGAUUCUGAUUCGCAGCCAUUCAUCAACUCGCGCCCCUGGCCAAUUAGCCCCCGUGGACCCUGCCUGCACGCAACGCCUCACGACCUCUCACGAUUCCAGCUGCUCCAUCAAGUGCGAAAACAGUCUGCCUACAGCAAUCACGAACUGCACGCAAGUACUCUGCGCCAUCGCGAAGAUGCUCCUCCUCUGCUCAUACUAUUAAGAAGCCCGUCACGAAACGCACGACCACCAAGGACCCGCUAGAGCAGUGAUUCCUUCUUCCAUCCACGCAUCCGCCGCAAUGUCAGCCCCGCUUGAAGCCUUCGCAGACAUACCAGACGUGGAAACGACGAAUUGGAAUGCCGUCAAGCUACUUGCAAGUAAGCAUGGCAUUCAGCUGCGCUCCUACGCCGAAGAGCGAGAACGCCUUCGCAGCGAGGCCGACCAUGAUGGUGACGACUCCUCGUCUGCUGCCCUCGACCUCGGCGUGGGCACCCCAUUCAGAAUUACAGCGCAACCCAUCGAAGGCGGCAGGAUCAAAUAUCAAUUCAAGGCAAGGGAGGGCAGUGGCAUGACACCAUCGUCCUCGACUGGCUCCAUCUCAUCGCAGACGGGAGCAGCUGACUCAGGCGGAUCCUCCUCUCGCAAAGGCUUCGCCCAAUUAGCUGGCUCCAAGUCCAUCCCGGCGCUGAGAAAUCGACCAUCAAAUGCGCUUUUGAAGCUCAUGGGCCAGUCAGAUGCAGCAACUCAGCAACAGCAAGAACAACCACGAAGAAGGCGGCAGCGUGAACAGAAGGAGCAAUCGAAUGCCUCCUCAGACCUCAUCGGCGACGCCCUGCGCAAUGGCUCAGACAGCUUGCAAGGAGGCGAUGUGCUCAGCGCCAUCCUUGCGCUUGACAGUCAUGUUAGACCGCGCUCCAAGUCCGAGUCAAACACGCAGCGAGCAUUUGGUCGAGCAGUCGCCGUCAGUCCGAGAACUGCGGCGCCGACGGCGGCAACGAGUCCCUGGCAGCGCUCUCCCAUCCCACGAGUGCCUGACGUAGGUGAGCCGCUAUUCGAAGACCUCAACGCGUUCACUGCCGGGAGCCCCCCCUCGCCCAAGGCGCCUCUACUCUCUCCACCCCAGCCUGCGUUGACUCGUCAGCUCAGAGAGAUGCAGUCUUUCGAAUCGGCAGCAUCUGUACAGACAGCACGGCCGGGAGAGGAAGACGCUGCAUCACUACCGCCACCGAUCGGCGCCGGCAUUUUCGACGUGUUUCAAGCGUCAGCAAGCCAGUCGGUACGCGUAGAGUCGGGCAUGACCACGAGCGUUUCAUCCAACUCCGUCGAUAGCGGCUUGUCGAUCGGCGACAGCUCAAGCCUCUCAUCAUCGGCAGCUUCAGCGACCUCUGCUCAAGCAAUGUCGACGAGCGCAGCACCAGGAGAUGAUCCGAGAUUCAUUCUCUGGGCCAUCCAAGACGAGCCGCAAGGGAGCAGCGGCGCUAGUCUGAUCCUCUGCGACCGCAAUGGCAAGCAGCCAGGCGAAAUGUCGGAUCCCGCCUCUCCUGUCGUUGACACGAAGCGUCGCUCCUCCACGGCCACCGGUCCGAGCUCGUCUGCACGCAGACGCUCCGUCAGCCAGCAAUCUUCUCUCCUAGUCGCAACACCCAAAGCCUCGAAGCCGAUCCUGCUGGCGGCGACGCGCGCCCGUCUUGUGGCCGAGCUAACAUCAGAGAUAGACAACCGACUCAUGUCAUCGUUCUUCUACACCUUCCGCGCAUUUAUGAGUACGCACGACUUCCUCGACCUCCUAAUGCUGCGCUUCCAAUGGGCGCUAGAAGACCCGAAGAACCCACAGGACGACGCGUGCAGGCGCAUCGUGCGCGUGCGCACCUACGUCGUCAUCAAGGCGUGGUUGACGACAUUCUUUGAGCUGGACUUCCUCACCGAUCGGGCGCUGAGGAAUACGCUCACGACGUGGCUCAAUGCGUUGGGCGAGGAUGAGAGACUGCCGUCAAGGCCGGCGGAUCUGAGCAUUGUUAAGAGCCUGAAGAAGACGGUACGCAACCUGAAGGCGGCUUACGCUGAGGUGGGCGUCGGGGGGCUGCUCAAGGAUGAGGCUGGAUGGAGACCAUCCAGCGAUCCGGAUAGCGCUGACUUACCGUUGAGAGCCAAGGCAGGGAACAGUCGCUCGGCCGCUCUUUCCUCGUCCUCGAGCGGCGGCGGCGAGCAUCAGCAAGAAGCGGUAUUGCAGUCUCCUGCAUCCACUUUGUCCUCGUCAUCCUCGGCGCAGCACCAAGGCACGCCCGCAUCGCCUGCCACCUGGGCUCGACGCGGCGCAGGUGGUGUAGGGCUGGCGGACGAGGACGACUUCUACCCUUACGACGAUGCCAACAGCAUAGCAGGGCGCCAGUCACCUCCGCACCUCCCAUCCGGCAAUAGCACCAUCUCUCGCGCCUUUGUUAAUACCGUGGGGCGAAUCUCACGCUUCCGGAAGGCCAUGGGUAGCAAUAUGUUGCGCGACUCGCUCUCUGUCCAUCCUCACUCGACGGAUGGAUCGGACAUUGCGGCCAGCGGAGGAGAUGCUAUCGAUCUGCUCUACACGCGCGGCGGUGUGGAGAGCUACAUGCGGUUCUGCGGCUUGGAUCUGGAGGGAUGGAGCUCUCUUGCAGAGGAAGAAGAGGGAGAGACAGGAGCAGCCGCCGAAGGCGACGAUGAGCCAAGUGAAGAGAACCGCGACACAACGCCGAGUCUUUGCGCAUCCAGUGCCCCCUCGCGCAGCACCCCAGCUAGCUCCAUCGAUCUCGCGCGACAGAGAAGCGGGGACGGUCAAAGCUGGGAGCAUGGUGACGGUGAGGGCGGCAGCAAAGCAUCAGCCGCACUUGCUGAACCUAUGCUCGGUCUAGGCAUCCACGAGUACGAUGGCGCCCCGGCAGAGCAAGGGCAGCUUCAGCAGCCGAUCCAGCUUCUUAACCGGCCCACACCCUCUUCUGAUCAGCAACAGCUCGAGCACGCACCCAGCAAGGCAACCCUACGCACAGUCUCUAGCGGUGGAACAGAGCAAGGGCGGGAUGUAAGCACUGCUAGCCGUCGUCUCGGCCUUCAGCCCGCUAAGUUUGCAGGCCAUAUUCCGACCCGGAAGAGCUCCUCGUCCAUGCAUCGACGCUCUGUCUCAUCCCGCGCUGCGAGAGCCUCUGGCCCUAACAUCGUCCAGAUAGACGACAUCGACUUCUCCAGCGACGACGAUGAUGAUGGAGCUGUGCGACGCGCACUGAGGCGUCUGCCUGGUGCAAGGGAUCUGCGGAUCGCGAAGCACGUCGACGACCUACGCCAAGCGGCCCCAGCCGGAAGGUCGAGCUUCGACUCGAUGCUGAGCCUCGGGCGAGUAUACAAUACGGAACGAGAGCAUGAUCGCCAAUCUCUUGCUGGUCUCUCUAUGGCCUCGAACGGUGGUGCAGUCUCCACCAGGCCCAUCAGCGCAGCCCCGCGAGGCUUUGCAGCUGCCGGUCCCGUCGACUACUUUGAUGCGGAUGAGGCCCUAGCGGGAUACGAGCUCGUAAAGGGUUUCCGAGUCGAGGACUUCGGGAGCGACGAUGAGGAGCCCGGCGAUGUAGAGGAGGCGUUGCGCCGACUAGAAGGGUUCAUUGAUGAGGACAAGAAGGCGGAGCGGGCUAGGCGCGUCGAAGCGCUGUGGGAGCAGAGCCGGGCUAGGACGAGAGAGAAGGAGGAGGAGGCUGAAGAGGAAGGAGCCGCAGACGCGACCAGGAGCUCGGCGUCUGCCGUGUUGUCUUCGUCCUCGCGCGAUGCGGAUGAUGAGGAUGGGCAAGACGACUCGGGGACGGGCAAGGCAGUGCCGCAGGACGAUGUGGCAAGCGUCAUUACUACCGCCAGCGAUGGCGGUGUCGCUGCUCCUGCCGGCACACCCGCCGCAACUUCGGAUACCUCUCUUGCCUCCUCGUUCGUCAAGGUCGGUGACAGCCUGCAGGUACCCUCUAUCGCUCAGACGCCGGCGCCAGCUCGCCGUCAAGAGCGUACGCGCUCCGUCACGGAUGGCUCGCGUCGCCCAAAGACGGCCAUUCCCUCCUCCAGCAUGGCCACGUCGCCCCGUUGGGCGGCCGCGCUGCUCACCUACCAGCACGCGAGGCAAGGGAACAACGGCCCUCGCCCGUCCAUGGCCCCACCCACGUCUAUACGCCCCCAUCCGACUCACCACGGCCCACCGCCACCAAUGCACCGCUGCUUCCUCCUAAACUACAAGUCCGAAGCCAUCGCCCAGCAACUCUGCCUCAUCGAGGCGGAGCUGUUCAGCUCGAUCGACUGGACGGAGCUCGCCUCGGAUGGGUGGCGUCGACGCACGCACAAGGGCGAGGUAUUGGACUGGGAGUCCUUCUACCAAGCCCGAGUCCGAGCUAGGGCACAAGGCUCUGCUACCACGAGCACGGGUGCGGUAGAAGCGAUCAUCGCUCGCUUCAACUUGACCUGCAACUGGGUCGCCUCGGAGAUCGUCCUUACCCGAAACCUCGACGAGCGUGUGGCGCUCAUCAGCAAACUGAUCCGAAUCGCAUGGAAGUGCUAUCAGCAUAGCAACUUUGCUACUCUGGUCCAGAUCUGCUUGGGUCUGCAGAGUCCUUGGGUUGAGAGGUUGAGGAAGACGUGGUCGCGCGUUGGGAUGUGGGAGCAACGCAUCCUGCGAGACCUAAAGAUCUUCACGAGCCCUUCGAGGGACUUCAGGCAUCUCAGAGCGGCGAUGCGCGGCUUGGUGGGUGAAGGAGAUGAUGAUUUGAGUGGAGGCCGUGCCAAGGCUACGGGAGGCGUAGCUGCUGCGGCAAGCAAGGCUUCACUAGCCUCCUCAUCAUCGACAUCGCGCUCAGCCGGUUGUGUUCCCUUCUUUGGAAUCUUCCUCUCCGACCUAGCAAACAAUGACGCCCUUCCUACCUGGUUGGACCCUACCUCCCCAAAUCAGGCGGCAGCGCACCCCCCACCACCUCCUCUCAGUCAUUUGGCCGAGCCAAGGGCAUUCGACGGCCUGCCGCCGCUGCCACAGGGCGCGCACUUAGAGCCAAUGGUCAACGCGUUCAAGUUCCGCAACUUGGCUCGGACCAUCAAGACCGUCCUGGCAUUGCAAACCAAGUCUAUGGCCUACGACUUUGGCGCCGAUGCCGGCGUCUACGUCAAGUGUCUGAAGAUCAGGUGCUUGGAGGGGCAGCAGAUGACGCAGAUUUCGCACAUUGCGGAGCCUUGAUGUCCUCAGGAGCAAUACCCUCGACAACGAUGGCCACCAAGCUCUUCUCACGGAUCAUCGUACUGCCCAUGCACCAUCAGAAAAUCCUACUCUAUCCGGCUUCUCACAGCCUUCUCCCGUCUUGUCUCGGUCCAUCAUCUUCUCAGGCUUUGUUCAUUGCACUAGCGUCUUCUCUAUCUCCAUCCAUCGGCCCGCUACCAGUCAGUCAUCAUUACCGCUUCGCCCUCUAGUGCGCUGCUUUGUCACCCCACUGUGCCGCAUCAGCACACUAUCGACUUCCCUUGUCAGCCAUUGCAGUCGAUAUCCUCGACGCCCUGCCUGCCUCGGAGCUCACAAUACCAUACCAUUUGUCUCUGUUUUGAAGCUUCACCGAUUUCUUUUUGCUUGGUCGCACCGCCGCUUUCGCCGGCG
Messenger RNA from Jaminaea rosea, 5740 nucleotides. RefSeq names its product ras GEF. Gene Ontology annotation, biological process: positive regulation of GTPase activity; Ras protein signal transduction. Gene Ontology annotation, molecular function: guanyl-nucleotide exchange factor activity. The transcript has a single exon. Gene Ontology annotation, cellular component: plasma membrane. NCBI's taxonomy places the organism in Eukaryota, Fungi, Basidiomycota, Exobasidiomycetes, Microstromatales. The record is from RefSeq and is a predicted model, not a curated record. The coding region runs from base 410 to 5329 and encodes 1639 amino acids.